AUGAUGAAAAACAAAAUUAGACUUACAGCUCUCGAUAUAAUGGCACUUGUGACAGAACUAAAGUAAAAGUUAAUAGGGACAAGGUAAGAAUUUGAUUAAUAAAAAGACUUUCAAAUAUUUACAAUAUUGAUGCUAAGACAUAUGUUUUCAAAUUCUCUUUACAGGAAUCAAAAUCUUAUUUAGUGAUAGAAAAUGGUUUGAGAUUUAAUCUUUCUGAUACUAUAGAGAAAAAUAAAGUGCCUUCAGGAUUCACUAUGAAAUUUAGAAAGUUUUUAAGGAGCAGAAGACUAGAAAGCAUAGAAUAAAUAGGAGUUGAAAGAGUGGUAGUGUUUACUUUCGGAAGGGAAGAUCAUACUUAUUAUCUCAUAUUGGAAUUAUACUCUUAAGGAAAUAUCAUACUAGCAGACAAAGAUUACAGAAUUAUUUAAUUGACUAGACAACAUGAAUUUUCAGAAAAUGCAAAGUAUUUAAUAUUAAAAUUAUAAGGGUUGCUCCUAAUGAGAUUUACCCUUUUGAGUUUACAGCAACAAAUUAUCUUGAGAAAUUCGAUACAUCUAUGGAAAGAAUUCAGAAAGUGAUAAGUGAGAAGGCAGGAUAAAAAUUAAAAGAAGUGGUAUUUAAAUUAGUGCCUUGUUUACAUUAAACAUUAACAGAUGAUAUAAUAUAAUAGUUGCAAAUGAAUUAGAAUGAAAAGAUUGUUAAUCAAUUUGAUAAUGUAAAGAAAGUAGUAGAUUAUGCAAUGGAAUAUAUAAAUAAAUAUCGCUCUUAAACUCAAUAUAAAGGUUAUUUAUGUGCAAAAGAAGCACCUAAAGAUGCAGAAUAAAAACCAAAGUUUUUUGAUUUUGCUGCUGAUUAACCUGGUUAUUAUUAGGGAAAAUAUGUUGUUGAAACUCCUACUUUUAAUGAAGCCGUACAUCAAUAUUUUUUAGUGGUUGAUAGACAGGAAGAAAAUAAGCAAUCGAUAGAAGAUAUAGCUUGGAAGAAAUUUGAAAAUAUUAAAUAGGAUCAAAUGAGUAGAAUACAAAAGUUGUAAGUAGAACAGGAUGAAUAUAUUAUGAAGGCAGGACUUAUUUAAGAAAAUAUUAAUGAUGUCUAAGCGAUUAUAGACAUUAUUCAAAAGAUGAUAGAUAAUGGUAUUCCUUGGGACAAAAUACAAAGGAUGAUUAAUGAUAGUAAAAAAGAAGGCAAUCCACUUUCAAAUAUGAUAGGAGGAAUGAAUUUGGUAUUAAUAUUCAUUUAUUUUUAUUUUAGAAAUAAAACAAAGUGAUAAUAUUGUUAGGUAAUAAGGAAGAUGAAUAUUCAGAUUUGGUACAAAUAGAAAUUGAUAUAACUUAAUCUGCUUAUCAAAAUGCCAGAAAAUAUUAUGAAAGCAAAAAGAAAAAUAGAGAUAAGGAAAUAAAAACAAAGGAGGCUGUUGAAUAAGCAUUGAAAUAGGCUGAAAAAACUGCUUUGAAGGAAAUAGAGAGGGAAAAAAAUAAAAUAUAGAAAGUGUAAAAUCAAAGAAAAAAGUAUUGGUUUGAAAAAUUCUAUUGGUUUAUUUCAUCUGAUGGAUAUUUAGUAAUAAGUGGUAAGGAUGUACAAUAGAAUGAAAUGAUUGUUAAGAGAUAUAUGAAUAAAGAUGAUAUAUACAUGCAUGCUGAUAUUUAUGGAUCAGCCUCUACAAUAGUAAAGAAUCCUAAUGAAGUUCCUAUUCCAGAGACAACAAUAAUGCAAGCAGCCACUGCAACUAUAUGCAGAUCAAAAUCUUGGGAUGCUAAAAUAGUUGUAUCUGCUUGGUGGGUUCAUGCAUCAUAAGUAAGUAAAAGUGCACCAACAGGUAUGAAUAUACCAGCUGGUUCUUUUAUGAUCUAUGGAAAAAAGAAUUUUAUUUAUCCUCCUAGAUUAGAAAUGGGUUGUACAAUUUUAUAUUAGUUGGAUUAAGAUAGUAUUAAGAGACAUGAGGAGGAAAGAAAGAAAAAAUUAAGAGAAGAAUAAUCACAGGUUGAUGAGUCUGAAUAAAAUGAAAGUGAAAUUACAGAAAAAAAUAUACUUGAUUCAGACAAUGAUGAUAAUGAUGAUAAUAAUGAAGAUGAUAAUAAAGUAGAUUUAGUUGAUUUAGAAAAGACUAAUUCUGUUUAAACUAUUUAAUAAGGAGAUAAAGAAUAUACUAUUGUAGAAGUGAAUCCAAAUGCAAGAAUGAUUUAAUAAAGAAAUGAUAAGAAAUAAAAAGAAAAAGAUCAGUAGUAAAAGUAAUAAUAAUAAUAGUAAUAAUAAUAAUAAUAAUAAUCAAAAUAAUAAUAAUAACAAUAACAAUAAUAAUCAAAAUAAUAAUAAUAAUAAUCUAAAUAAUAACCGAAAUAAUAAUAAUAAUAGCCUAAAUAAUAAGAAUAAAAACAAAAUGCUAAAGAUGCUGAAAAUGAUAGUUCUGAUGAUGAUAAAAAAAAUUAGAAAAAUCCUAAAACUUAACAAGUAAGAGGCAAAAAAAACAAAAUGAAAAAAGUUAAAGAAAAAUAUGCUGAUUAAUCAGAUGAAGAGAGAGAAUUAAGAUAAAAGUUAAUGGGAGCUACAUAUAUGAAAAAUGAAGUAAGACCAGAAAAAAAAAAGAAAAAUUAAGAUAAAAAUGAAUCUACAAAAUAAGAUUAGGAUUAACAAUAAUAAUAAGAAGAAUAAAUAAAAGAUAAAGAAUAUUAUAAAAAAUAAUAAUUAAAAUAAGACUCUAUCACAGUUAAAUUGCUUAAAUAAUAAGGUAUUGAAGCCACAAAGGAUGAAAAUAAACCUGAUUAAUAAAUUUAAGAAGUUCAUUAAGAAAAAAUAGAACAAUAAUUACAAUAAAAUCAAUAAUAAUUGCAACAAGAAGUUUUAUAAUAAAAAGAACCAGAAAAUCUAGAUAAUAAAUAAGAAGAGGUAGAUAGCGAUGAUGAAAAAUAAGAAAAAUAACCUGAAUAAGAAGAAGACAAUAUUGAAUAUACUGAAAUGUAAAAACUUGUUUCUUAUCUAUAUGCGGAUGGUAUUAAUUUUCUUAUAUAUUUAUUAGAUAAAUAUCUAAGUCUUAUUCCUAUGGUUGCUCCUUAUUCAGUUAUAGGAACUUAUAAAUUCAAAAUUAAAAUUGCACCAGGAUCAUUGAAAAAAGGAAAAGGUAAAUUUUCAUCUAAAUUUUUUAAGCUGGAAAGGAAAUUUUAAAUUUCUUCUAGGUCAAUAAAGAUAUCACUAAUCAAGAGAGAUAACUUCUGAAAAUGAUAACAGAUGAAGAAAUUGUUCAAACUAUGCUACCAGGAGUUAAAUUAACAGGAGUUGGAAUGCUUUAAAUGAAAUAAAAAGAGAAAUAAUUAAAGAAAUAAUAACCUAAAAAAAAUAAAUGA
Molecule: messenger RNA, 3338 nt
Organism: Paramecium pentaurelia
Lineage: Eukaryota; Ciliophora; Oligohymenophorea; Peniculida; Parameciidae
Source: the annotation of a GenBank genome assembly